Molecule: messenger RNA, 2084 nt
Organism: Eleginops maclovinus (Patagonian blennie)
Lineage: Eukaryota; Metazoa; Chordata; Actinopteri; Perciformes; Eleginopidae
Exons: 3
Coding region: 169-840 (223 amino acids)
Source: RefSeq, a predicted model, not a curated record
AUUGUGUGUGCGUGUGUCUGCAUUUUUUUCCCCUGACAUGAAGAAGGAAACCAAGUGAGUAUUUGCACUCUGUGCCUGUGAACGGUGGUCCUGAGCCUUUUCAAUCGUUUCACUUCAAUGAGAAAGUGGAGAGUUUAGCUGUGAGAAAUAUACUGGACUUUGGUCACAAUGUGGCGUGGUUGGAUGCCCUUCAUCUUGGCCUGGGUGUCCAUGGCAACCCUGACUCUCUGCCAAAGUGGAGAUUGGGGUUCAGGCUUUGACAUCUUCCCCGCGUUAAUGGCCACCAACGACACGUCUCAGGCAGUUGGCGAUGAGCCUGUGAGGGUGAGAAACAAUCAAGACUGGAUCACAUCAGCAGCUUCCCCACCACCACCACCCUCCCCCACACUGCAUUAUGAGCCCCAACCGGACAAAUGCUCGGUCCACUUCAGUACUAACGCCGCUGCGGCUCGAAGGCUGAAGGCCCAGAAAGAGGAGCUGGCAUACCUGCAGGCCAUCCAGCAUGGGAACAAGGCAGUGAUGGAGAGCUUGGUGCAGUUUGUGGGGGCAGAGCUGGGGGAACAGAGCUACGAAGAUGUGAUUAAGGAAAAUGUCAUCGGCAUCCAAGGGGAACACAAGAGCUGCCAUGAGGUGGUGGAGAAAGCGGAAGAAGACAUGGCGAAGCAGCUGGAGGGAGAAGUGUUGAGCGCCGGGCUGCAGAAAAUCAGGGAAGAGUCCACAGCUUUUGAAGACAUGCUCCGUGCUGCAGUGGACAUCGCCAACCGGCUGGAGAUCUCAUCGCAGGGCCUGCAUGCUUCGCUCACCAAGCAGCUGAAAGACAUUGGCAAAAUUCGUAGCUAAGAAAAUGUUGAAAAAAAGACUUUCUGCCCUCAUGUCAUCCUUCAACAUGGUGAAGAGGUUUUGGUAACCUUUGUGAGAUUCAAAACAAUGAUAAAAACUUUCCAGCGUCCUAUAUCUGUUAUUGAAUCAAACUAUAUGUGCUUUACACAGAUGCAACAAUGCGUCAAGGUCAGCCCUCACUCUAGGAAUUUGAUGGUUAAAAGAUGACGGGAAAGUUGAAGGGUGGACGAGAGAACACAGCAGAGAAGGAUUGUUGGGGGAAAAAAAAUAGUUUCCCCUUCAAUGAAAUUAAGACCCCAUAACCCAUAAAAUAUAAUUCUCCACCCAGGCUUUAUUUGUGGAAUUGGUUGAGGUCAAAUGUGGUAACAGUAUGCGGUACAGGUUUUAGCCAAGUUGAGUGUUUAUAGCUCAAAUUAGAUUGGCCAUCGGAGACAAAACAUAAUUGCUCUGUUAGUCUUUUCCAGAAAAAAAAACUAUGGAUCAGCCAUCUGGUUCCAGGGCGAGGAUGGAGGCCAGGACACGUUUAGAAGGAUGGGUGCGUUCCAAUGAACAAUUUGUUUUGCAAUAAAAAGGAUAAACAGCAACUGGAACUGUAUCGUUAUUAAGUAUUGUUUCUGAAAAAAAAACCUACUGCAAUAAUCUGUGGAUGAUGGACGAGAUGUUGUAUCAACAAUUAGACGACUCCUUACUGUCAAAAGGAAGAAAUAACAGGAAAAACACCAUAAAAAACAUGAUAAAGCUCUCUAAACAAAGCACCUCUGAAUCUGCAUAUUGUUUUAAAGGACAGCUUGUGAGAUUUUACAUAAGAUGUUACCUUUAGGAUCCGGGGGAGGACAUUUUUUGUGGGUCUCUUAGCUGGAAUAAGAUGUUGCAAAGUGAGAAACACACCUCUGUAGUGUAUCCAGCUUUACUGUGCUAUGUUGUCUUUGACCCUGCUUUCAAAUCAUGUUUUAAGUCAUAAAAAAGGUGUAAUAUGAAUGUGAGAAAUGUAUGAUAGAAGUAUACCAGUAAAGAUCGGCAAGCAAUGAAUCAGCCUUGUUUUUUGUUUUUGUUUAAUUGCUGCCACUCUUUCACCUCCUCUACUCAUAAUAAUAAUAAUUAGGGGGGACUUCACUAUUCAUUCACCUAGUGUGCCCUCUAGCUGUGUCUUACAGAAAUAUGCCAUGGACGUUUCAGUUGCACAUGUCACUCAUUUACAUAUUUUAUAAUGUUUUAUAAAAUAAAUAAACGAUUAGUCAUUUGGA